Nannospalax galili (Upper Galilee mountains blind mole rat) is the source of this 1782-nucleotide messenger RNA. It is a transcript of the gene L3mbtl4, whose product is annotated as L3MBTL histone methyl-lysine binding protein 4. Gene Ontology annotation, biological process: regulation of DNA-templated transcription. The transcript is spliced from 15 exons. Gene Ontology annotation, molecular function: zinc ion binding; protein binding. Lineage: Eukaryota; Metazoa; Chordata; Mammalia; Rodentia; Spalacidae. The record is from RefSeq and is a predicted model, not a curated record. Gene Ontology annotation, cellular component: nucleus. Bases 1 to 1782 code for a protein of 593 amino acids.
AUGAGUGUCGCUUGUUUAUUCAAUAAGACUUUUGUCAAGAAAAUUCUUGUGUUUUCUCUUCUAGUGCCUUCAGUGGCUACACAGGAAACCUGGUCCUGGGAGCAGUACUUGAAAGAAUGGAAUGCUGUGGCCGCACCUGUUGAGCUGUUUUCCAAGGAUCAGUCUUUUCCGGAGCAUGAAAAUGGUUUUCAGAUUGGAAUGAGAUUAGAAGGCAUUGAUCCCCGUCGUCCAUCUGUGUUCUGUGUGCUUUCUGUAGCUGAGGUGUGUGGUUACCGGCUGAGAUUGCAUUUUGAUGGUUAUUUAAGUUGCUAUGAUUUUUGGACCAAUGCUGGUUCCCCUGACAUUCAUCCAGUGGGGUGGUGUGAAAAGACCAAGCACGAAUUGCACAUCCCUAGGGGUUAUAGAAAAGAUAAAUUUGUUUGGAUGGAUUACUUGAAGGCCUGCAAAUUACAAAAUGCUCCUAAGAAACUAUUUAGAAAUAGAAGUUGUAAUGGACUAGUGCCAAAGGAGUUUCAGGUUGGGAUGAAGCUGGAGGCUGUGGACAGAAAGAACCCCUCCUUAGUGUGUGUGGCAACCAUAGCAGAUAUUGUGGAAGAUCGCUUGCGAGUGCAUUUUGACAAUUGGGAUGAUAGUUAUGAUUACUGGUGUGAUGUUAAUAGUCCAUAUGUCCAGCCCAUUGGUUGGUGUCAAGAGAAUGGAAGAACUCUGAUAGCACCCCAAGGAUAUCCUAAUCCAAAGAAGUUUUCCUGGAAACACUAUCUGGAAGCUACUCAAACUAAUGCAGUGCCUGCAGAAGUUUUGAACAUGAGGGCACCACAUGGCUUUCUACCAAAUAUGAAACUGGAAGCUGUGGAUAAACGAAACCCGCAGUUAAUUCGUGUUGCUACCAUUAUAGAUGUUGAUGAUCAAAGAGUAAAGGUUCAUUUUGAUGGCUGGGACCAUAAGUACGACUAUUGGAUGGAUGCCGACAGCCCUGACAUUCACCCCAUUGGAUGGUGUGAUGUAACAGGGCAUCCGCUGGAAGUACCAUAUGGGGCAAAGGAUAUGAAAACCCUACCAGGUCAAGCUGUAUGUCCUACUCCUGGGUGCCGAGGAAAAGGCCAUAUCCGUGGCCCACGCUAUGCAGGACACCACAGUGCUUUUGGCUGCCCAUAUUCAGACAUGAACUUGAAAAGGGAAGCAGCACUUCAGGAUCGGCUGAGAGAACAAACACAGACAAAUUUGGAAUCAGAUUCUUCACAUACAAAAUCAGGAAACUUCUGUAAUUUGAAUUUCAGUGGAAAAUAUGAAAAGGUGAACAGCCAGCCCAGACUUGUACAGCAGGCAAAGUGUUUGAAAAUCAAAGGAAAAGAAGAUACUGACUUGGAUAAUCUCUUCAGAGAAUACUCAGCUGAGCGGGUGCAACAGGUGCUUCACCAGUCAAUCUUCAUGACCUCCCUGUCUGCCCACCCUUUCCGGGACCUGCCCCUUGGCAGGGAGCAGCACUGCAAGUUACUUCCAGGUGUGGCUGAUAUCCAGGCCAACCAGGUGACCCAAUGGACAGUGGAUGAGGUAGCUGACUUUGUACAGUCUCUUCUGGGGUGUGAAGAACAUGCCAAGUGCUUCAAGAAAGAGCAGAUAGAUGGCAAAGCCUUCCUGCUUCUGACCCAGGCAGACAUCGUCAAAGUGAUGAAGAUCAAGCUGGGCCCAGCACUGAAGAUUUACAAUUCUAUCCUGAUGUUCAGGAAUUCCCAGGACCUCACUGAAGAUGAUGUUGACCCAGGCCAAGAAGCCAGGGGAUGA